This is a messenger RNA of Oncorhynchus masou masou (cherry salmon), 7351 nucleotides long. It is a transcript of the gene cttnbp2nlb, whose product is annotated as CTTNBP2 N-terminal like b. NCBI's taxonomy places the organism in Eukaryota, Metazoa, Chordata, Actinopteri, Salmoniformes, Salmonidae. The record is from RefSeq and is a predicted model, not a curated record.
UUAUUCGCCACUGGGAUAAGCGCUCGGAUACUCGGGUUCUACUAUUCAUUUUAAUUUUAACGUUUACGUUUGUAUGUUGUUGUAAAAUUGAUGAAGUCAGGACUUAACGCAUGAAGGGGGUGAUGAUGAAUAUGGAGACUCUGAGCAGGCCGGAGCUCCUGAAGCUCCUCAGCAUCCUGGAGGGAGAACUGGAGGCACAGGACACAGUUAUACACACCCUCAGAGCCCAGCACAGGGACUCGUUCGUCCAGGAGCGCUAUGGCCAGUAUGACCUCAGUGACCCCUUCCUGGCCCUGCAGCGGGAUAGCCAUACCAUGGAUGACUGGUCCCCUUCAGACCCCCAGGGCAGCGUGGUGGGGCCCAACCCUCUGGCUGUGCUGAAGCUGGUCAUGGCCCACUGCAAAAGGAUGCAGGAGAGGAUGAUGGGACAGCUGGCAGCCGCAGAGAGCAGACACAGGAGGGUGAUUGCAGAUCUGGAGGAGGAGAAGCACCGACACGCACUGGAGUCGGCGCAGGAUGAGGAUGUCACCGUCAUGCUGGAGAAGGAGAGGGAGAAACUACUGCAGCAGUUGGAGGUGGAGCGUGCAGCAGUGCGUAGGCUGCAGAGGGAGCAGGAGAGGGCAGUAGGCCUGGCAGAGGAAACUCUGUCCCAGCAGCAGCAGUUGUCCUCGGACCUAACCCUGGAGCUCCAGAGAACCACCAGCCAGGCCCUGGAGGAGGCCCAGAGAGUCAGCCAGCUCCACCUGCAACUCCAGGAGGAGAGCUGUACUUCAGAGAGCCUGAGGGGGGCCCUGGAAGCGGAGAAGGGCAGAGCAGCGCAGCUUGAGGCCAGAGCAGAGAGCCAGCUGGCUGAGUUUGACACAGAGAGGGAACAGUUAAGAGCCAGGAUCAGACAAGAAGAGGAGAGGAGCAAGGGGCUAGAGAGAGAAGUGGAGGAGCUGAGGAGGAGGUUGGAGGCAGCAGGAGAGGAAGGAAUGGUUAGGAAGGUGCAGGAGACUGAGGUGAAGGAGGUGAAGGAGGUGAAGGAGGUGAAACAGUCUCCUUCAAAGAUAGCGUCAGCGGCAGUGUCAGUGGCGGCGUCCACCUCGAGCCAGACAGAGCCUGAUGGGAAGGCAAGCGUCGACCCUAAAGUGACCCCUGUCUCAAAGGUCAACGGGCAUCACCCUAACCCUCCGCGGGACACUGACCCUCAGGAGGGCGGGGCUGUGGAGAACGGUGGGGUAGAGAGCGAGUCUGGAGCAAGUCUUCUCUCCCCUCUCCACCCUCACCCUCCUCACUCCCACUGCCACCCUCACCCCAACCUCUCCCCCUCCAGCACGGCGUCUUCCUCCCUCUCCUCCUCCCCCAUCUCCUCCCCCACGCUGGCUAAGCGUCUGGUCAGCCCCGGUGGCUUCCACACGUCCUCCUACCAGGCUGGAGUCAACCAGCGCUUCCAUGCUGCCAGGCAUAAGUUCCAGGUUCAGGCUGAGCAGGAGCAGCUCCAGCAGGGUAGCACGGCUCCCCUCUCCCCCCGGGACCUGUCCCCUACCACCACCCCCAUCCCUCCACCCUCAGAGAACAGCACGGCCAAGCAGCUAGCCCGAAACACCGUCACCCAGGUCCUGUCCCGUUUCACCAGCCAGCAGGCAGGGGCCAAGCUCCCCCCACUGAACAGCUCUCCAUUUGGGACUGACUAUCGGAGCCUGGCAGCCUCCCCUCCUGGGGGGAAAACCUCGCCUGGAGGACCCCUGUCCCCAGGUAUACGCUCGCCCCUCACCCCUCGGUCCGAGAGGUGCUACCCGCCCCCCGUUCCUAAGAAACCGGGUAUGAGCCCCUCUCCAGACUCCCCCGACCCCCAAACCGGGGCCAGCCUCUUCCCAGAGCUGACGGGGGGCUGUGGGCUAAGCAGCAGUGGACAGGAGGGGGCUAAGGAGCCAGACCUGGUACUCUCCUCCGGUAGCUAACAGCUAAGGGCCACGGCAGCUAGAAACUGAUCUAGGAUCAGCAUAGCCUUCCCAAAUCCUUCCCAUUUUUAACCAUUAGGGAGAAAACACAAAACGGACCUAGGAUCAGUAUCUGUGAUCAGCUUUGUCUUAUUCCUGCUGGAGGAGCCAGUGCUCUCCUCCAGCAGCUAGCAGCGUAUGGCCUCCCACAUUCCAGAUACGCUAGUUUCUCUCUUCCAUUUGCACUUGUUCACUCACUUUUAGGCCCGAGAUUCAAUCCGAGUGCUCUAGUCAACAAUGCAGCUUUUAAAAGCAAUGUUGCUGGGUUCAAAUAGAUCACAUUCAAGGUAAACGCUGCUGAUGUCGGCUCAAUCAGAAAUGACCUCAGAGACGGUAAAGAAAGCAAGACAUCUCACAGGAUCAUGUUUUCUGGUCGGGCGGAUGGAGCGAGCGAGGGGAUAAGUAGACCAGAGCCAGCUGUUGGUUAGUUGGUUAGUUUUGCAUUGAAAAAAAAUUGACACGGUUUCUGUCUGUGUAAGUGGGUGUUUCCUCUCUCAUGUGACCAUCUUUGAGCAUGCUUUCCCCCGUGAGCUUAUGUGGGAAUGCAUGCUCACACAAGACAGGAACUUUUUUUUUUAAAUGUCAAAUGGUAAACGGCCUUUUUAAGACAUUUUCAUUAUCCACCAUCUUUGAUUACCUUUAAAUGUCAAGCGGUUUAAUGUGGGUCCACCGCGGUCUGGAUUGGAUCCUGGCCUUAAUCUCCUGGAUGUCCUGCAGCAGGCAGAAAAUGCCACUACUUAUACCAACUCUGUAGGCCCUAUUUUGACCACAUACAUUAGCCGCUUAGUAUCAAAUGAAAGCUCAAACACUACCUAGCAAACGGUCUGAAACACUGUCUAGUUAACAUUAAAUUACAUUAAAUCUAUAAUAUACUGGGUUUUAUUGGAUUCAUAAGAUUUAUUUUAUUUGGAAUUUAUGGAUAGCUUUUUUAUUAUCUUGAUUUGUAAUAUAUCUUUAUACCUAGUUUCUUGUAUUCCAUAGCCAUGUUUAAAAGUGAUCUUAUUAAAUAUGCAUUUAGUUAUUCUAGGACAUUAAUUAAUGAAUCUCUCUGCCCAAGUCCACUCUGCAGUCUCGUCCAAUACAAAGGCUGCAUGGAGAGGGAAGGGGAGUUCAUGGCAAGAGGAUUCAAAUGUAAUCUGUUGAUUGCACAUGUACAGUUGAAGAGGUUUACAUACAACUUAGCCAAAUACAUUUAAACUCAGUUUUUCACAAUUCCUGACGUUUAAACUUAGUAAAAAUUCCCUGUCUUAGGUCAGUUAGAAUGACCACUUUAUUUUAAGAAUGUGAAAUGUCAGAAUAAUAGUAGAGAGAAUUAUUUAUUUCAGCUUUUAUUUCUUUCAUCACAUUCCUAGUGGGUCAGAAGUUUACCUACACUCAAUUAGUAUUUGGUAGCCUUGCCUUUAAAUUGUUUAACUUGGGACCAAUGUUUCGGGUAGUCUUCCACAAGCUUCCCACAAUAAGUUGGGUGAAUUUUGACCCAUUCCUCCUGACAGAGCUGGUGUAACUGAGUCAGGUUUGUAGGCCUCUUUGCUCGCACACGCUUAUCAGUUCUGCCCACAAAUCUUCUACAUGAUUGAGGUCAGGGCUUUGUGAUGGCCACUCCAAUACCUUGACUUUGUUGUCAUUAAGCCAUUUUGCCACAAAUUUGGAAGUAUGCUUGGGGUCAUUGUCCAUUUGGAAGACCCAUUUGCGGCCAAGCUUUAACUUCCUGACUGAUGUCUUGAGAUGUUACUUCAAUAUAUCCACAUAAUUUCCCUACCUCGUGAUGCCACUAGUGAAGUGCACUAGUCCCUCUUGCAGAAAAGCAUCCCAGCAACAUGCUGCCACCCCCAUACUUCACAGUUGGGAUGUUGUUUUUUGGCUUGCAAACCUCCCCUUUUUUCCUCCAAACAUAACGAUGGUCAUUAUGGCCAAACCGUUCUAUUUUGGUUUCAUCAGACCAGAUGACAUUUCUCCAAAAAGUACACUCUUUGUCCCCAUGUGCAGAUGCAAACCGUGGUCUGGCUUUUUAUGGCGGUUUUGGAGCAGUGGCUUCUUCCUUGCUGAGUGGCCUUUCAGGUUAUUUCGAUAUAGGACUCAUUUUACUGUGGAUAUAGAUACUUUUGUACCAGUUUCCACCAGCAUCUUCACAAGGUCCUUUGCUGUUGUUCUGGGAUUCAUUUGCACUUUUUCGUACCAAAAUCCGUUAAUCUCUAGGAGACAGAACGCGUCUACUUCCUGAGCUGUGUGACGGCUGCGCGGUCCCAUGGUGUUUGUACUUGCCUACUAUUGUUUGUACAGAUGAACGUGGUACCUUCAGGCGUUUGGAAAUUGCUCCCAAGAGUGAACCAGACUUGUGGAGGUCUACAAUUUUUUUCUGAGGUCUUGGCUGAUUUCUUUUGAUUUUCCCAUGAUGUCAAGCAAAGAGGCACUGCGUUUAAGGUAGACCAUGAAAUACAUCCACAGGUACACCUCUAAUUGACUAAAAUGUCAAUUAGCCUAUCAGAAGCUUCUAAAGCCAUGACAUCAAUUUCUGGAAUUUUCCAAGCUCUUUAAAGGCACAGUCAACUUAGUGUAUGUAAACUACUGACCCACUGGAAUUGUGAUACAGUGAAUUAUAAGUAAAAUAAUGUCUGUAAACAAUUGUUGGAAAAAUUACUGUCACAUUCAUCGUAAAGAGGAGACCAAAGCACAGCGUGAUUAGAAUACAUUCUUCUUUUAAUGACGAAAGAACACUUAAACAACCCUACCGCUGUGACCACCAUAUCCCACAAAAUACCCAAUGAAUAUGGCUACCUAAAUAUGGUCACCAAUCAGAGACAACGAUAAACAGCUGCCUCUGAUUGAGAACCAAUCCAGGCAACUAUAGACAUAUAAACACCUAGACUUGAAAACCCCCAUAAACCUACAGAAACCCUAGACAGGACAAAAACAUAUAUACCCACCCUCGUCACACCCUGACCUGACCAAAAUAAUACAGAGAACAUAGAUAACUAAGGUCAAUUACUUGUGUUAUGCACAAAGUAGAUGUCCUAACUGACUUACCAAAACCAUAGUUUGUUAACAGGAAAUUUGUGGAGUGGUUGAAAAACCAAUGACUACAACCUCAGUUUAUGUAAACUUCCGACUUCAACUGUAGGUGUAUCAUGACACUACUUUUACAGAUGUAUGCUCCCAUCUGACUUUCCCCUGCCUGGUCUGUAGCUUAUCACCAUAUCUAGCAGCACCUGCACUGAAAGUUAUCAUGUCUUUCACCGUAGUUUGUACCAGAUUACUUUCUGAACAUAGUUUACUAAAGCAAUAAGGCCCAAGGGGGUGUGAUAUAUGGCCAAUGCAACGCAGAGUGCCUGGACACAGCCCUUAGUCGUGGUAUAUUGGCCAUAUACCACAAACCCCCAAGGUGCCUUAUUACUAUUAUAAACUUGUUACCAACGUAAUUAGAGCAGUUAAAAUAAAUGUUUUGUCAUAUCCGUGGUAUACAGUCUGAUAUACCACGGCUGUCAGCCAAUCAGCAUUCAGGGCUCGCACCAUCCAGUUUAUAAUAAAGCACAAUGUUGUAAAUAAUACAAAUAAUUCAAAAGCCUAAUUUGAGGCUCUCUGCAUUGCACCCCAUUAUGUUUGGUCUCUGCAGCUCUCUGCAUUACACCACAUUAUGUCCGGUCGUAUCUACGUGUUGUCUACUACAUACACUAGAAUAGUGAAUACACUGGAUUUUUAACAAGGGAAAAGCUUCCCUAAGACAGACCUUACACUGGGCCUUCCCUAAGACAUACCUUACACUGGGCCUUCACUAAGACAUACCUUACACUGGGCCUUCCCGAAGACAGACCUUACACUGGGCCUUCACUAAGACAUACCUUACACUGGGCCUUCACUAAGACAUACCUUACACUGGGCCUUCACUAAGACAUACCUUACACUGGGCCUUCACUAAGACAUACCUUACACUGGGCCUUCCCGAAGACAGACCUUACACUGGGCCUUCACUAAGACAUACCUUACACUGGGCCUUCACUAAGACAUACCUUACACUGGGCCUUCCCUAAGACAGACCUUACACUGGGCCUUCCCGAAGACAGACCUUACACUGGGCCUUCCCGAAGACAGACCUUACACUGGGCCUUCUCUAAGACAGACCUUACAUUGGGCCUUCUCUAAGACAUACCUUACACUGGGCCUUCUCUAAGACAUACCUUACACUGGGCCUUCUCUAAGACAGACCUUACACUGGGAUAGAAAAAUAAGGUGACAAUUAAAUAUGUACAACUUUUUUUAUUCCGGGACAAUUUCUUGUUUUUUCCAAAAGAGACCAAAUUCAGAACAAAAGUCUUUCUUGGAGGCUAAUAUUUUCUACCUGGAAUUGAGUUUGAACCGUCUAUUCUUAUGUUUGUAGCAGAUAGUGACAGACUGGUUUUAUACCUUUGAAAUCCUCCCAGAUCUUUUGGCGAACUCACACGUUUUAUUUAUAAAAGGGACUAGCUAGGGGUCAGAUCUGUACCACUGUAUCAUUCUUUUUGUAACUGAGUAGACCUAACCCUUCGUCUAUUUUUACACCUUUGUCAAAAUGGGAACAAGUGGGAAGUAAUUAAUAACAUGACUGUACUGUGUUUCAUAUCCUGAACCUAUAACAACAUUUUGUCACUGUUGUUGGUCUCAUAGGUCUUAUAUUUGUGGUAUUUAAGGUUUUAUAAGAUGAUAUUAACAAAACAGGACACAAUGAUAAGAACGCUUUUAUUUGUUCAAAAUAAUCUCCUACUGUCUUCUGGAAGUUGCCUAACCCAAACUGUUUCUCAACAUUUCUAACCCAAACUGUUUCUCAACAUUUCUAACCCAAACUGUUUCUCAACAUUUCUAACCCAAACUGUUUCUCAACAUUUCUAACCCAAACUGUUUCUCAACAUUUCUAACCCAAACUGUUUCUCAACAUUUCUGUCUUCUGGAAGUUACCUAACCCAAACACUGUUUCUCAACAUUUCUGUCUUCUGGAAGUUACCUAACCCAAACACUGUUUCUCAACAUUUCUGUCUUCUGGAAGUUACCUAACCCAAACACUGUUUCUCAACAUUUCUGUCUUCUGGAAGUUACCUAACCCAAACACUGUUUCUCAACAUUUCUGUCUUCUGGAAGUUACCUAACCCAAACACUGUUUCUCAACAUUUCUGUCUUCUGGAAGUUACCUAACCCAAACACUGUUUCUCAACAUUUCUGUCUUCUGGAAGUUACCUAACCCAAACACUGUUUCUCAACAUUUCUAACCCAAACGGUUUCUCAACAUUUCUGUCUUCUAAUUAUUCUAAAUGUAUGCAAGCAUUUUCCUUAUGUAUUGUUUCACAACUGAACUAUGCAUAUGAUUUUUCAAUUGCAAAAUAAACAUCCCAACCAAGCAUCAA